UCUUCAUCAGAUUCCCAUCAGCUCACUUUGGAUCCAAAUACAGUGAAUAAAAACCUAGUACUGUCUAAAGAGAACAGAGUGAUUGAAUACACUCGUCAAGAACAGCUGUAUCCUGAUCAUCCAGACAGAUUUGACGGUUUUCCUCAGGUGUUGUGUAGAGAGAGUGUGUGUGGACGCUGUUACUGGGAGGUUGAGUGGAGUGGUUCGGUUUAUAUAACAGUGUCAUAUAAGAGAAUCAGCAGGAAGGGACGGGGAAAGGAGUGUGAGUUUGGUUGUAAUGAUCAGUCCUGGAGUUUGUACUGCUCUGACUCCAGCUGGUCAUUCUGGCACAACAACGGAUGGACUAAAGUCCCUGAAGUGUCCAGCUCCUCUAGAAUAGGAGUGUAUGUGGAUCACAGUGCAGGAACCCUGUCCUUCUACAGCAUCUCUGACACAAUGACCCUCAUCCACAGAGUCCACACCACAUUCACUCAGCCUCUCUAUGCUGGGUUUUGGGCUAACAAAUAUUUGAAAGGACUAAUGUUUUCUUUUCAAAAGCAACACUCUAUGAUUUAA
This is a messenger RNA of Carassius auratus (goldfish), 555 nucleotides long. Its product is annotated as tripartite motif-containing protein 16-like protein. Lineage: Eukaryota; Metazoa; Chordata; Actinopteri; Cypriniformes; Cyprinidae. The record is from RefSeq and is a predicted model, not a curated record. The annotation marks the transcript as partial. The transcript has a single exon. Gene Ontology annotation, molecular function: protein binding.